Messenger RNA from Annulohypoxylon maeteangense, 1336 nucleotides. RefSeq names its product putative 5-keto-D-gluconate 5-reductase. Bases 181 to 1194 code for a protein of 337 amino acids. Gene Ontology annotation, cellular component: intracellular anatomical structure. Gene Ontology annotation, molecular function: oxidoreductase activity, acting on NAD(P)H, oxygen as acceptor. Lineage: Eukaryota; Fungi; Ascomycota; Sordariomycetes; Xylariales; Hypoxylaceae. The record is from RefSeq and is a predicted model, not a curated record. The transcript has 3 exons.
CACCCCUUGUGUCUCUUAGCCCUACAGGUUGUCAAAUUUCUUCAACAAGACAUACAUCAACUUGCAUUAUCCGGGUCAGGGGUUCCCUACUUGAGUCGGCUAGAGAACAUAAGGUUAUACAGACCCUUUAGGCUCCCACCACCAGAGCUCUUAAGACCUCGGGAGUAAGGUCUACUCACAAUGGCGACGCUUGCUCCGCGGAUGUCUCGAGCUGCUCCUUCCAUAGGCAAGCUCGCCCGCGCGACGCCGCGAGCGACGCCGGCAUGCGGCUUUGCCGCCGCUAAGGUGACAGGAUCGGCGACCUGCAGAUGGCCUACCGGUGAUCGGCCAGCACACAGAUCCUUCCACAGCACUCCUAUGCGUGGUUCUAAGCGAGAGCCGGUUCAGGGAAGCCCUUCGGUGCUGCCUGAAUUCGAUUUGAGGGGCAAGGUCAUUAUUGUUUCGGGUGCAGCACAAGGACUCGGCCUCGUUCAAGCCGAAGCACUUCUAGAAGCAGGCGCUACAGUACACGUCUACGACAGACAACCCGAGCCGGCUUCGGGUUCGAAAUAUGACAAAGUAGCCCGUCGAGCAAAAGAGGAGCUGUGCACCUCAAUGUAUUACCACCAAGUCGACGUAUUAGACGGCGCCGCCAACCUCCAGAAGAUUACCGGGGAAGUUUUUGAAAAAGAGGGACACAUCGAUGGCUUGAUUGCAGCAGCUGGUAUCCAGCAGGAGACCGCCGCUCUAGAUUAUACGGCAGAGGACUCGAACCGCAUGCUGGCAGUCAACGUUACCGGCGUGCUGAUGACAGCGCAGGCAGUUGCAAAAUACAUGUACGAAAACGAUACACCCGGGAGUAUCAUCCUAAUCGCCAGCAUGAGUGGUAGCGUCGCAAAUCGUGGCCUGAUCUGCCCUGUAUACAACGCUUCCAAAGCCGCCGUGCUCCAACUCGGUCGCAACUUAGCUAUGGAGUGGGGUGUCAAGAACAUCCGCGUAAACACAAUCUCCCCAGGCUACAUCGUGACGGAAAUGGUCCAGAAACUAUUCGAGAAGUUCCCGGACCGGAGUGUUGAAUGGCCCAAGCAGAACAUGUUGAACAAACUGAGCAAGCCGGAGGACUACCGUGGCGCGGCCGUAUUCCUGUUGAGUGACGCUAGUCGCUUCAUGACUGGAGCCGACUUGCGCAUCGACGGAGGCCACUCCGCCUGGUAAAUCAUAUGAAUAUUGACACCUUGGGUAGUAGAUUUACAGGAUAUAUGCUGGGGGGCGACCUUCUCGGAUGAACGAAUGGGCAUCAUUUGUGGUUGAGCUUGAGGAUACUGAGUUGGGAUAAGUAUAUUACAGGCGCGGAGCG